Molecule: messenger RNA, 4071 nt
Organism: Lethenteron reissneri (Far Eastern brook lamprey)
Lineage: Eukaryota; Metazoa; Chordata; Hyperoartia; Petromyzontiformes; Petromyzontidae
Product: protein Aster-B-like
Biological process (GO): intracellular sterol transport
Cellular component (GO): endoplasmic reticulum-plasma membrane contact site; endoplasmic reticulum membrane; plasma membrane
Molecular function (GO): cholesterol binding; cholesterol transfer activity
Source: RefSeq, a predicted model, not a curated record
CGCGUUGCGAUGCCAGCGCUCUGAGUGAACACACCAAGUUUAGCUACCUGGCCACUCCUGCUUAGGAACAGGUGUAAGUAGCGCAGAGGCAAGGCGACUGUGGAUAUACAUUCAUAUUCGGUGUACACGGCGGUGCGAAUAUGUCGUUGAUGUUUCACUCGACCGCGCACACAAUUCUUGACCGACAUUGAAUCACUCGUGCAGAUAGACCUCGUCUUUUUACGCAUCGUCUACUAAAUUUACAAACGUGACUGUAAUGAACACCUGUUGUAACUCUACAGUAAAUUAUUCCAUAAAUUGCAAACUGUGAAGAUGCGAAGUGUACGUUAGCUCUAACCUCCACUAACCAGCUCCUGCUAUUGGCCAGUCCAGCACCCGGCAAAGGUCCUGACGUUUUUCGGACUUCUCCGACUCACCGCCUCACCUCUGCUGCUGUCACUGCUGAACGCGAACGUCUCCUACACUCGUCACUGCCAUCUCCUGCCCCAGAGCAUUUGUCAGGUGUGAUCUUCCAACGUCAUGGAGUCGGAGGCAAAGAAGGCGGCGGGUGCGGAGGCAGACGCCGUUGAGAGGGGAGGGAGUGCCCCCUACCGGCAGAGAAAUGAUGUCUUCCGACGCAUCUUUAAACAUCUGCCGGAGAGCGAACACCUCGUCGUGGACUACUCGUGCGCGCUGCAGAGAGACAUACUUGUUCACGGACGUCUCUACCUCUCCGAGGGAUGGAUCUGCUUCCACUCCAACAUCUUCCACUGGGAAACGCUGUUGACAAUUCAGAUGAAGGAGAUUACUGCGGUGACGAAGGAAAAGACAGCGAGGGUCAUUCCCAAUGCCAUUCAGGUGUGCACGCAGAAUGAAAAGUAUUUCUUCUCGUCGUUGGGUGCAAGGGACAGAGCGUUCCUCAUGAUCUUCCGGCUCUGGCAGAACUCCCUGCUUGACAAGACACUGGAUAGUCGGGAGUUCUUGCAGUAUGUGCAACAGGCGUACGGAAGUGACUCAACGCUACACUCGGAAGGAGAUGAACACGCUGUUGGCGAUGAAGCCGAGGAAGCCUCAAAUUCAGCCCCUGAACUGAGUCCACGCACUCCUCGCACGGGCGAAACCACGCGCACCGCACUAGCGCCGGUCACCGUACGCUCACCCCGCAGCCCCGACAACGGGCAGCCCUUGCAAAUCACAGCAUCUCCACGCACACCCCACACUCCCAACACUCCCCACACACCCCAUACGGCCGACACACCACACACCCCUCACACGCCCGGCAGCUCGCGCUCUGCCCGCGCUGCGGUCACCCCGAGCACGCCGAGCUCCUCUGCGCACGCCCCACAUGGGACGCGCACGCCCGACAGGGCUGCCACGCCAGAUAUCAGCAUGGGAUCUCCACGAGCGCCACCAACACACCUGGCGUCCACCUCUCCACACGGCAGCAGAGGAGAUCUCUCGCAGGUGGAUGGCCUGGCCAUGUCAAUGUUGGCAAGAGAAACGACCCCUGAACCACAGAGGCGGGAUUAUCCCUCCCCUGAGCUGGGCCCUGGAACAAAUCCCUCCACGGACGACAGCGAUGCCUCUGAGGGUACCCCUGCAGGUGAUGGUGUGGACAGAAAGCCCCAUACGGUGCCACCGGGCCAGGUGUGCAUCGACCGCGAGGUGUGCGUAGGAAUGGAGAAACUCGAAAAGCUGCUGUUCUCCGACUCAUUGUUCAUGCGGCGCUUCCUCCUGGCCCGUAAAAUCACUGACGUGGUGUGUAAACCAUGGGAGCAGACCAAGCCUGGCACUGAGCAGCGCUCUCUCACCUACACCAUCAACCUCAAUGGCGGACCCUUCACUCCCAAAUCCUCGAGUGCCACCGAGGUGCAGAUUAUGAACAAGGAGUCAUCCGAUUGGUUAGUGGUGGUCUCAGAGGUGGCCACUCACGAUGUCCCUUACAGCGAGUACUUCUUCAACCGCAACCACUUCCUCCUGCAGAGACUCAGCAGCCACACCACCCGUCUGCGGAUCUCAUGGGAGGUGUGCUUCCGUAAGCAACCCUGGGGUCCGGUGAAGGCGCUCAUUGACAAGAGCUCGUCCACCGGCCUCGCUGAGUACUUCGCUCUUCUUGAUUCGGAGUUGUUGCGUGAGGAGGCCAGCAGGCACGCGCAGCCGCACCCAACUGAGCUGAGACAGCGUGCACAGAGCCGGCGUCGGGACGCCCGCGGAGCCGGGGAUGGUGGCGCCACUUCCAACAACGUACACCACGCCGCACCACGCGCCAGCCAUGGGGACCGCGGCAAGACCGCCGGUGUUGGUGCCGACACUGGGAUAUCGCGUCUGCUUUUCAUCGUAGCAGUUGUGCUGCUGAUGCUGGUGUGCCUUAAUGCUGUGCUAUUCUACAAGCUCCGAGCACUGGAGCACACUGCACACCGUCUGUCUGCUUGGCAUGCCCUGGGCACACAGGAGAGUGCUGCUGGCAGUGUGGACUGGGAUUGGCUGGAGCUGCACCGAGGAAAGGUCCGCCGUGCCGAGGUUCAGAAAUGGAAUGAAAUCCUGAGAACCAGCCUUGCCGUACUGGACAAGAUGAAGAUGUGGCUCGCUGGACUGCAGAAGGAUUUUCUGAUGAACAACAGCAGUGCAUUGCACACACAAGCUCCAUGAACAUACUAUGCACUUCAUAUCAGGGGGACCACACAAGAAUGUGCACCAUCGUGCACUGUUUACACCACGUCCUCAUUUCCCUUGGUUGAUUUCGUCGUAUUUAUGUUGGUGCCGUGCAAUUGAGAUAUAGUUAUGUCGUGUUGUGUGGGGUUUUGUGGGCUUGCAUGUGGAAGUGGGGAGGGGUUAGGUUUUUUGUGUGUAUCAGCACUUUACCAGCAGCAUGUGACACCUCUUGUGCUGUUAUACUGCGUUACUGAUGAUCUUUAUUUAAAGUUACACUUUUUUGGCAACGAUCGUGUUAUCCAUCGUCUUUUAUGAUUGAUUCAUUUGAAUAUCAAAUGAUUUCCCCCACGUAUCCAUGUUUCUCUCUCAAAAAUGAGGUGCUGCUUUUACCUGACCAUAGUUUAUCUUUGGUUCUUUCGGUAAAGUCACGUAGGUAUAAAAUUAAUCACGACGUUUCGGGCACAACACAAGCAUCCGUCAUCAGUUGGGAAAGCACCUGAUGGUGAGAAAGCCCCAUCUGACGGACGCUUGUGUUGUGCCUGAAACGUCGUGAUUUAUUUUAUACACUACGUGACUUUACCGAAUCAACAUAGUUUAUCUUUUAACCUUAUCUGUCUUCCAUUAGAGGUUUUUUUUACUAGAUCACGCAAUGCGAGCCCUUUGAUCUCGUCCUUCCUGUCUAUUGUCUAUUAAAAUAGCCUUUCCAACGGUAAUCCCUAUUGAAGUAUGCUCACCUUUAUAGCCAUGCAUUUAAAGAAUGUAUUAUUUGAUGAUUCGCUUCCACGCAGCACUAAGGUGGUAGCUAUCCGAACGGUUAAAAUUAUUUUUAUUUCUUUCAAUUUUGAUAGAUUCUUUAAUUAGUCUUGGCCAGUAGUAGCUAGUUUUGCACAGAACUUCAACAUCAAAGUCAAUUGAGUGUCCUUGUUGGCACGUGUGUUCUGCUACUGCUGACAGUUGUAUUUGGGAUAAUUUAAUAUUUCUCUGAAGUUAUUUUAGUCUCGUGCUGAUCAUUCGUCCUGUUUGCCCAACAUAACAUUUACCACACGUGCAGUUAAUCCUGUACCCCCCCCCCCCCAACUUGGCGCAAGCGCGCAGAAGCGUGGUCACCACAUCUACGCUUCUAUAUAAGGAACAAAACAGUGAGACUUCUCCACAAAUCUGGCUGUCUCCUGAUGAAGCUAGUUGCAAUUACUGGCAAAAUGUCGUACUCAGAUUGUAAAUGUUGCGGCUUGGCUCUCCAACACACCGGUGUGCUGUACGAGUGACGAAUUGGCACGUUCUGUUUGUGACAACCCUUACAAGUUGGCUGUCAGGUGGUGGUGGUUUUAACGACAUAUUUACGUGAUCUAACCCAAAAAAAACUGGAUGUUGGUCGCGAAAUCCUACGUGUUAAACUUGUCUUUAUAAGAUAGCCUUAUAAUACACUGCUGGAUUGUUUCA